This is a messenger RNA of Lottia gigantea (owl limpet), 564 nucleotides long. RefSeq lists its product as hypothetical. The record is from RefSeq and is a predicted model, not a curated record. The transcript has a single exon. NCBI's taxonomy places the organism in Eukaryota, Metazoa, Mollusca, Gastropoda, Lottiidae. The annotation marks the transcript as partial.
AUCUUCAUCUCAAGCAACUCUCAGAGACCAAUCCUCAUCUCAAGUUACUCUCAGAGACCAAUCCUCAUCUCAAGUUACUAUCAAAGACCAAUCUUCAUCUCAAGUUACUCUCAAAGACCAAUCUUCAUCUCAAGCAACUCUCAGAGACCAAUCCUCAUCUCAAGUUACUCUCAAAAACCAAUCCUUAUCUCAAGCAACUCUGAGAUAUCAACUCUCAUCUCAAGCAACUCUCAGAGACCAAUCCUUAUCUCAAGCAACUCUCAGAGACCAAUCCUCAUCUCAAGUUACUCUCAGAGACCAAUCCUUAUCUCAAGCAACUCUCAGAGACCAAUCCUCAUCUCAAGCAACUCUCAGAGACCAGUCCUCAUCUCGAGCAACUCUCAGAGACCAAUCUUCAUCUCAAGCAACUCUCAGAGACCAAUCCUCAUCUCAAGUUACUCUCAGAGACCAAUCCUUUUCUCAAGUUACUCUCAGAGACCAAUCCUCAUCUCAAGCAACUCUCAGAGACCAAUCCUUAUCUCAAGUUACUCUCAGAGACCAAUCCUUAUCUCAAGUUACUCUCAG